UAAGAGUUGACCGUGACUUUGAAAUAUUUCAGUCGUACACUUGUCGCAAGAUACUUAUUUGCGUAAUUGAAACAUGAAAACGAUUGUUCUGGCGGCAUUCGUCGCGAUAACGUCAGCAUUCGAGAAAGAUUCGUAUGAAACGGAAAGUAAAGAGCCGGUUAUCAAUAAAUUUGAUUUGCCGAUCUCUUAUCCAGUUUUCGUUCGGGUUCCGGAACAUAUCGGAGUCCCGAUACCGCAGCCUUAUCCAGUACAACUGGCAAUUCCUCAUCCAGUGCCAUUUGAAAUUGUUAAACACGUGGAAAUUGCCGUUGAAAAACCAGAACCUGUUGUCGUUGAAAAACAAGUUCCAUUCAUUGUAGAGAAACCAUACGCUGUCACAAUUGAGAAACGUUUUCCCGUGACAAUACCAAAGCCUUAUCCGGUCCAUGUGCCUGUUUACAAAUACGUCUUUCACCAUCAGUUCAAAUCCAAAGGACGAGGCCAUUAAUUAUAAAUAAAUAAAUAAAUAAUUUAUUAAUUAAAUAAACUGUGUCACCAAAAAUUAAUUAAUUAUAUUCAAUUGCGUACUAGAUAUAUAAAAUAUAAAAAUGUAUGUAAAUAAUUAUAUAAAUAAAUAAUUUAAUUGCUGUGAGCAAUACU
Messenger RNA from Microplitis mediator, 639 nucleotides. RefSeq lists its product as uncharacterized. Lineage: Eukaryota; Metazoa; Arthropoda; Insecta; Hymenoptera; Braconidae. The transcript has 3 exons. The record is from RefSeq and is a predicted model, not a curated record. The coding region runs from base 74 to 487 and encodes 137 amino acids.